GACGCAUGCGCUGCCCUUUCACUUGUGUAAAUGGCGACAUGUGCUUGUAGAAAAAGCUGGGUUUCUCUUGCCAUGUAUGUCAACAAGUUAAUUCAGUGACAUUUUCUUAUUUUGUGUAUUGUGGUGAAGGAUAUAUUGACUGACGUGUUUUUCCAUGUUGGAGUUUAAUUCAUAUAAACUAGAAAAGUAGAAUAUUCUAAUGUUGCAGAACACCAUAUGAAGACAACGUGGCCUCUGUAUUUCGGAUUUGGAAUACAAAAGACAGGGUGUUGUGACAUUCAAGGAGAGCAAAUAGCAUUCAAAGUAAAGUGAAAGAGGUGUGAUAUGUGUUAGCAUUAUAAUCACCACACAAAAAUUGGAGAUUGUGACACUAUAUUUUGGGUCGAAGAAACUAUUGCAUUAACGAAUGUCAAAGCGAGGCUCUGUACUAACGUGACAUUCUCGGUUUGUUUACUAUUUCUGACCUACAGUAACGCAGUGUCUCUGACCAUUACAAACAGUGAAAACACUAAAAUGCAAGUGAAUUGUAAUAAUUUCGUUCAUUAAACGACGAAUUCGGUGUCGAACUUUGAAAUUACUAAUUGUAAACCUGUCCAUCUGGUAAAACAUCAGUUGAGCAGAAGAAAACAUGGCGGCUGUUAGUGUUGGUAAUGCCACCACCUCAAAUGAGAGUUUUCACUCAGAAAAGAACACUGUCACUCGUCAAAGCAGUGAUCCAGAGUUAGAGCGACCCAAUCCUUGGAAAAAGAAGGAAACUGUGCCUUCUGAACCCAUUGAAAAAGUGAAAGAAGUGCCCCCAGCAGCAGACCCCUUGAAGGAAGAAGGAGAAACCAAGGGAGAGAAAGGGGAAAAGGAGGCAAAGGAGCUGAAAGUAAAGAAGUUUGAUAACAAGACUUAUGUGGAGGCACCAUUACCCAAAACCAACCCUUGGAAUAAGGGAAAGAAAAACCCAGCUGGUCCUGCCUCACCGAAAGCAGCUGCUGCAAAACCCCCAAUUGUGGAACCAGAACCUGUUGAUGUCCCCAAACAAAAACCAGUCCAGCCGGAUGUGGAAGUAGUUAAAGAAAAAACAGAAAAGGCGUCGGCACCUCUAAGUGAUGAAAAUUGGCCAGCACUUACGGAAGUAACCGAGGUUUUGGUUCCAAAGAAAUCAAUUGCCAUGAAAUCGACCACUGGUCAACAGACUCCACAAACCAAUGGCCCUCAACAGGUUUCUUCUGAUUCAGGGGGAGAUGACUCCUCCAAGGAAAACAAGGAAGUGAACUCUUCUGGCGAGGACUCACAACAGCAGUUAAAGAGGAAAGGCAGAGUUGCCUCGAAACAGAAGUGGGUGCCAUUAGACAUAGAGACAAAGAGAAGGAGUCGAAGUCAUGGCCGUGUGAAUCCUAGAGAAUCCAGAAGAGGAGGAAAAGAUGACAAAGUAGGUGCAGACAGCAAAAACUGGAGGGAAGACAUGAGACCACCCAGCCCAAGGGAAGGGCGAGGUUUCCGUGGAUAUGGAUUUCGAGGUCGGGGUAGAGGUCGUGGUAGGGGUAGGGGUGGCAGGGGAAGAGGAAUGGAGCAGACAGUAGAGAAUUUGACAGGACAAGAUUUUAAGUAUUCCUAUGAUGGCGAGCAGUUUUAUGCUGACCCAGCAUCUGUCAGUCCCACAGCUGGGGUCUCUUCCUCUGGAUUUGGAACUGUCUAUUUCAAUAAUCCCUACACUGCUGAUGAAACUACACUCAAAGAAUUAAUUAAGAAACAAAUUGAGUACUACUUCAGCGAUGAGAAUUUGCAGCGUGACUUUUUCUUGAGACGAAGGAUGGAUCCUGAGGGGCUGAUUCCCAUCAGUCUUAUUGCCAGCUUCCAUCGAGUUCAGGCUCUCACACAAGAUGUCAACCUUAUCAUUAAGGCCCUGAAGGAAAGUGAGACAUUAGAGGUGUCAGCAGACAAUUUGAAAGUCAGAGGAAAGGUACAACCAACAAAAUGGCCACUGCAGGGUCCUGUAGGAAUGACCGUUACGUCUAACCUUCACGCUGAUGUUCCCGAGUUUGUCCCUGGCAAGGCUUAUGCAUUUCAUCCGGACGACAGUGGAAUCUCUCACGAUGCUGACGAUAUCCAUGACAAUGGGGGUGGGAUCAGGUCAUUUAUGGAUGACCUGACGGACUACGAUCCUAUUGGACAUUCAAUUUUAUCCUCCAGCGCUCCAGAAUUACAUGGAGAAUGGAUGGAGGUUAAACGGAAAGUGCGACUUGCCAAGAAGAAAGAGGAAAAAGAUAGCGAAGCUGAUGUGUCUACAAAAGGAGACGAGAAAGAGGAAUUAGAUUUUAUGUUUGAUGAAGAAAUGGAUGGGCUAGAAGUGGGUCGCAGAAAUCACUUUUCAGAAUGGUCUGAUGAAGAUUCAGAUUAUGAAAUCACAGACCAGGAUGUCAACAAGAUUUUGAUAGUUACACAGACCCCACCUGCCAUGAAAAGGCACCCCCAGGGGGAUCGUACUGGAGACUUUAUCAGUCGAGCCAAAAUGACAGCCAACAUGACUAAGGUCAUUAAUGAUGGUCUCUUCUACUAUGAACAGGAUCUCCAAGAGACUUUGGAGACGGACUUUGGUCAGUUUCGUACAGUCAAUGUUAUAUCUCAGGAAGAAUUUCAAAGUAUUAUCCCCUUUGUCUCUACUCCAAACCAACAGGUGCCCCCUCCUCCUCCGGUCACAUUACAGUCAACUGCCAAGAAAGUACCUACUCCCCCUGUAAAUGAUGCUAACGGUGCAGUGCUAGCCCAGUCUCUGCCAACUAACGUUCCCAACACCCCCGGCAGACGAGACACCGGUCCACGAACACCCCGCAGUAGAGCAGAUGAUAAGACUCCCAGGUUUUACCCAGUCAUGAAGGAUUCUAUGCGUGUUCCAGACCCACAGACUCCUAGAAAGAAGAAAACCAGACACAGCAGUAAUCCUCCCAUUGAGAGCCAUGUAGGUUGGGUGAUGGAUGCCAGGGAACACCAUCCAUCUCGAUCUCGAAAUAACUCUAUGUCUCAGAGCCCAACUGAUAGUCAACUGGCAUCAGCUUUUGGCAGCUAUGGUAGUACCCCACAUGCAUUUCCAAACUUCCAUCAUCCUUCUCAUGAGCUUCUGAAAGAUAAUGGAUUUGUGUGGCAUGUGUACCACAAAUAUCAUUCCAAAUGUCUGAAAGACCGUAAGAAAUUAGGUGCAGGCCUUUCACCUGAGAUGAACACUAUGUUUCGCUUUUGGUCCUUUUUCCUUCGACAACAUUUCAACAAAAAGAUGUACACCGAGUUUCACCAGUAUGCUGUGGAAGAUGCAGCUGCUGGCUACAGGUAUGGCCUGGAGUGUCUAUUUCGAUUCUACAGUUAUGGUCUAGAGAAGAGAUUCAGGCCAGAUUUAUAUCAAGAUUUUCAACAGGAGACGAUACGAGACUACGAGAAUGGUCAGUUGUAUGGUCUCGAGAAAUUCUGGGCUUUUCUAAAGUAUUCCAGGAGACAGGUAGAUGUUGAUCCAAAAGUACGACUCUGGUUAUCAAAGUACAAACGCCUAGAAGACUUCAGAAUUGAGAUGUUUGCUGAUCAGGAAGGGGGUCGCCAGAGACACACAAGUACCUCCAGCAAUCGUGAGCGCCAUAUGCCUGGCUCCCAGAGGGAAAGGCAUGCAUCGGGUUCCAAAAGUGCCAAAGUAAAUGUAAGCCUUAAACAACAACAGCAGAAAACCAAGGAGACCCGUCGUGAAAGAACAGUGUCGGACUCUCAGUCAGUUCAGAAGUCGAGGUACGGUGGCUCAGCCAAGAAAGACAACAGAUCGGUGACCCCACUGCAGGACAGAAAACCAAGGCCUGAUUCUGCACAGUCUUCCAACCAGGGGAAACAAUCACAAGGAAAACAGGACAAAGCAGAUUCUGUGAAAAAGGACGAUAAACCAGAUUCUCCUAAACCAUUACAAAACAAGGAGAAAAGUGAUCAGUCUAAAACAUCAGGGAAAACUGACCAGUCAAAACCAGAUAGUCAAGCUAGGAAAGACCAGUCUAAACAGGACACUCAUUCAAAAAAAGAUUACCCCAAGUCAUCUGGGAGUGUGAAACAGGAGACACGACCUAGAUCAGGUCACGGGAGGACAGAUAGAACUGCCAAGUCAUCGCCAUCACCAGUGUCCAAACCGGGCCCAAACCAGUCCAACCAGAACUCAAAGCCUGCACCAUCACAGAAACCACAGCAGUCAAACAGUAAAACCACUAAGUCAACUGAUGCUCAACCAACUUCUCAAGCCAAAACUUCAAAACCAGAAUCCAAGUCGUCACCACAGCGUAAAAUUCCCGCUUCAGGUGGUACCAGUCAAGCUCAAACCCUGGCAAAAGACAUGCCUACUGCUGAUAGAAGCAGUGAGAAAAACUCAUCAGCCGGUGAAAAGCAGGCAUCAUGAUUUCAAUUUUUGAAGGAAUAUACUAUAGUACUUUAAAAUGUUUGCCUGUGACAUAUUUGGAUCAAGGACAUUUUCAGCUUUACAGGCAUAUUCCAUUUACAUAGUGCUAAAAAGGUUCUUAAAAAUAUAAUGAUUCUUUGAUACUCUGCAAAAAAAAAAAAAAAACCAGCCCAUAUUAUAACAUUCUUCAUUGUUUGAUCAUUGUUGAUAUUUUUGUUACAAAGGCAUUCUUGUUUUAGCAUUUAUACAGUAUGUUAUUAUUGAAAAUUAGUUGUAGCUUUUGCACCACUUUUAACCUUUUCAUAAAAUGCAUGUAAACUUUUCACACAUGUUGACACACAAUGCUGGUUGUUAUACUGUUUUUCAAGCAUAAACUGUCUGCGAUUGAAAUUAAAACUUAGAUGGAAUAAGGAAACCCACAUGCUUGCCAUUUUUUGAAAUUUGUAACGCGUAAUGAGCAACAUGAGGGCGUAAAUGUGUAACGAAGCAUUUCAUCAUUGUUAGAAAUUUUGAGAGUGUCAGAUCAUUGUGGGUGGAAUUUGAACUAUGCAAUAAAAUUUCUUGUCUGUCUUGCUGACAUUUAAACACUACCCGUUUAGCUCUUUCAGUUGGCAUGGUGUGUAGGCAGAGUUCAUCUCAUUUCGGCUUCAGCAGUUUGUGGCUGAUUGUUUAAAGGAAAAAAAGCAAAAAUCUUGACAAUGAGAAUGUAACAUUUCUUGGAUGAAACUUUCAUUGUUUUAAAUUAUUUGGUUUUCAUUUUGAUUGCUUACACUUUGAGACAUGUCGGCACUAAAAAAAAAUCAGACCUCUGAAGUGUUCAGGAAACUGAGCAGACUGGUGAUUUCCUCCACGAAGUGGUGGACAAUUGCAUGUUAUUAAGGGAGUUCUAGUUGUUACUAUUAAUUAGAUGUGUAUUUGUCGUGUAUAUAGGAUCAUGUAUUCUCAUGUUUUUUAUGGUGUUUUGACAUUGGGGUAUGUUGCAUAACAUAUUUUGUGUAAUUUCCUUAAAAAGGUCAUGGUCAAAUACUAGCUUGCAUCAUUUCUUAAUGGAGAGCUCUUGUGCCAUUUCCCUUGAUGAAUUAGAAUGGCAUGAUCAUGUGUAGAGACAAAAUUAUAACAGUAUAUACACAGUAUAACAGAUCAAUGGAUGCUUGCUCUUUUUUUUAUUUAAAUUUUGUGAAUGUAUGAUUCCAUUCCUGGCCAUUGACGUCCCUGCUACUGAUAUCAUGAAUUGAGUUUGUAUCACAAUGUAAAGCACAAUUUUGUAAUUGUAUAUUGAGAAUAUGAAAUUAAUGGGUUAAUUUUUUUAUUGAUACGUAUGUUGCAAAACGGGGGUUUUCCUAAGGCCAUUAAAAGUGAAUAUCUGUGUGUCACUAUAGGUAUUUCUUCUACUGAAUACAAAUAGUAAUGUUAAUGAUUAGUGCUGAUGAUGAAGAAUUCCUUAAACAUUACAUUUUAGAGUUUCAAUAUUUUCAUCUUUUUCGGCAUACCCAUUCAUCGAGAUCAUUUUAGUGCUUGAUGGGAAUAAAAUCACUUGCAUUACCCAAAGUAGCAGAAUCCACUCUAAAUUCAUUCAAAUUGUGCGUGUGUUUGUGUGUAUGGGAUUGAAGUGAAGUGUAUUGUACAGUUGCUGCUAGAGCUUAUCAUCCAGUGUCUUGUUGUUAUGUGAUGUUGCUAUUUCUUUCACAUUAUAUAUGUCUAUUAUAAUGCAACAAUUAUUGCAUUUAUGUAUUUUUGAUGAGAAAAAAAAUUAAAAAUGUAAAAUUGAAAAAAAAAAGUGAAAGGAGAAUUUUGUUUGCUAUGUAAAUAUUUAUGUACAUUUGGAAAUAGCUUCCUCUUUAUUAUAUGAUUGUGUUCACGAAUGUUUCAAUUCUCUGUAUUAAUGAAUGCAUAUAACAUGUAAUUAUAAUGCAGAUUUUAUGAAUUGAAACUAAAUUUAGAUGUGCUAUUAUAUGCAAAACAAAAAAAUCAGUUGUUGAUUUGUGUACAGUUUUAGUGUACAGAUGCUAUUUUACCAAUUCUCUUUUGUUGUAUGGUAAUUUGAAUUUUGAAAUCUUUUGUGAUCAAUAGUUUCAGAAGUGCACAUUUGAGAUUUCGAACUAUGAGCUGAUAUUUGGACACUUACUAUAUUGUAUGUAUAUUAAACAAAAGAAUAAAACCAGCAGGUUAACCAUUCUCUUGGUAUACGUAGUAAAAUCACUUAUAUGGUUAUGCAAUUCUUAAACUUGUGCUGAAAAAUCAAGAAACCCAGUGACUAUUGAAUACCAUUGAUGUCCUAAUUAUGAUCAUUACAGAACAUGGGAUUUACUAUGGGGAAAGUGUAAUACGUGUAUUUCGCAUUAUUACAUUUAGCUGAAUCAUUGUAUCAUCUGAUAUGAAUAUUGGGUAUUUGGUUUUCUCUUUUAUUUUCUUGUAACAUACCUGGAUUUUCAAUUUUGUGAUCUAGAGUAAAAAAAACCAAGUUAAUGCAAUGAUCAUUUAUUCAAGGUUGUUCAAAUGUUUGAAGAAGAGUAAAUGGCGAAUUUUAAGCAGAUUGAAAUUGUGAUUUGAUGAAAUCUAGGUGCUUUAAAUUCUUUAUGUACAGUUUCAUAACAUUAAUGUGGAUGGGUGAAUAGCCAGCAUAAAUAAGUCCAUACUGUAUGUUUUUGUUGCUUAUAAUAUUUUCGUAGUUAGUAGACACUAUUAAAAGAAAUUUGAAAAAAAAAAUGUCCAAAAAAACUUCAA
This is a messenger RNA of Ostrea edulis (European flat oyster), 7129 nucleotides long. Its product is annotated as la-related protein 1B-like. The transcript is spliced from 20 exons. Bases 629 to 4405 code for a protein of 1258 amino acids. Gene Ontology annotation, biological process: RNA processing; mRNA stabilization; positive regulation of translation. Gene Ontology annotation, cellular component: ribonucleoprotein complex; nucleus; cytoplasmic stress granule. NCBI's taxonomy places the organism in Eukaryota, Metazoa, Mollusca, Bivalvia, Ostreida, Ostreidae. The record is from RefSeq and is a predicted model, not a curated record. Gene Ontology annotation, molecular function: RNA cap binding.